This is a messenger RNA of Camelina sativa (false flax), 1040 nucleotides long. Lineage: Eukaryota; Viridiplantae; Streptophyta; Magnoliopsida; Brassicales; Brassicaceae. The record is from RefSeq and is a predicted model, not a curated record.
CCAAGUUUUUUUAAAAAGAAAGAAAAAUAAAAAGAAAAAUAAAAUGUUGACCACUGAAAGUUAUAGAGUUCUCGAGGAAAAAAAAUUGUAAAAAUGACCCGGUUUAUCUCGGUUUACUCCUGUGAAAUUACCUUUUUCUGGAAAGGAAUCAGGCAAAUUAGUUAUUUGCCUUCUUUUUAUUUUUGUUAAAGGAAACUAUUUCCAUCUCAAAGAAGGAAUGGUUGACUAAACUGAUUCUUAGGGCUUAUAAAUACGACGGCAUAGGGUUCACAACUUCAUCACCUAACAAUUCAAUCGCUCUCUCAUUUCUUAAACUUUUUUCUCAUCAAAUUCGCUUUCACAGAGAAAAGAAACAAACUAUGUCGACGACGAAGAAGAUGAUCACGUUGAAGAGCUCCGAUGGUCAGUUGUUCGAGGUUGAAGCAGAGAUCGCGAUCCAAUCGCAGACCAUAGCGCAUAUAGUUGAAGACAAUUGCGCCAGUACCGAGAUCCCUCUUGCUAACGUGACGAGCAAGACUCUUGCCCUAGUGGUGGAGUACUGCAAGAAGCACCACGUCGAUGCUGCUAACCCUAUCCCCGAGGAGGAACUCAAGACCUGGGAUAAGGAGUUCAUGGAAAAAGAUCAACCCACGAUCUUUGAUCUCAUGCUUGCUGCGAACUACCUAAACAUCGCAAGCUUGCUUAGCCUGACUUGCCAAACUGUUGCUGAUAUGAUGAAGGGCAAAACUCCAGACCAGAUUCGUACACACUUCAACAUUCACAAUGAUUAUACACCUGAGGAAGAAGAAGAGGUUCGUAGGGAGAAUCAAUGGGCUUUUGAAUGAGCGGAUCAUCGAAUCAAAAAACAUUAAGCAGCUUUCAUUGCUUUUCUUUAAGUGUGUGGUUUUCUUUUUCGAUUUCUUGAUCAAUGUAGAUGAUAAUGAUGAUGAUGAUCUUCGUCUACAUUUGAUUUUAUGAUUUUUGUUGCUUUUUUUUUAAGUCAUGGAGAUAAUAAAACCAAUGUUUUCUUUUGGUAUUCCCCAACGAUUUUCCCAUUUUCA